Knipowitschia caucasica is the source of this 1455-nucleotide messenger RNA. Lineage: Eukaryota; Metazoa; Chordata; Actinopteri; Gobiiformes; Gobiidae. The record is from the annotation of a GenBank genome assembly.
AUGUGCACAGGAGCCGAGUGCGAGAAGAGGUGGGAGACCCGUCCGAACGACACCAGAGAGAAGAUCUAUUUCCUCCUUUCAUUUUCCCUCAGGGUACCAUCUCACCUAGCUUGGGCGAUGGCUGCUGGGACCGCCGCCUCCAUCCUCCUGCCCCCCGUGAAGAGCGUGGUGGUCUACAAGAACGGAGACCCCUUCUACAGCGGCCGCAGGUUUGUGGUGAACCAGAGGCAGGUGUCCACCAUGGAGGCUUUCCUGACCGAGGUGACCCAGAGCAUCGGGGCUCCGCUGGCCGUGAGGACCCUGUACACGCCCAGACAGGGCCACCGCGUGUCUGAGCUGCAGGAGCUCAGGACCGGAGCCAAGUACGUGGCAGCUGGAUUUGAACGCUUCAAGAAGAUCGAUUACACCAAUGCUGGGAUAAAGAAGCAGCCAUCCACACGGGAAGAACUCCAGGCUAAAGUUGUUCAAAAACCGAACGUUUCUGCCAAAUGGAGGAAGUUCAUUCCAUUACCCUGCAUCGUACAUGUUUUUCGCAACGGAGAUCUCCUGUGUCCCCCGUUCCGCUUCAUCAUCCCCCGGAACAUGCAGCAGGACUUGGACCAGAUCCUGGGGGUAGUCACUGACAAAGUUAGUCUACGAACUGGCGCUGUACGCAGGUUGUGCUCUUUGGACGGCGUGCCCCUGUCCUCCGCCUCAGAACUGGAGACGGGACACUUCUACGUCGCUGUGGGAACGGAGAGAUUCAAGAAACUUCCAUACGUUGAGCUGUUGGUGUCAAAGGCUGUGGAGAGGCAUUACCCGGGGAAGAGGCGGAUGCUCCAGAGGAAUGAGAACAGAAAGGACGUGAAUGGGACAGACGACCAGUGCAGCGACUCGGCCCUUCUGAACUCGCCAGAGUCUGACGGCAGAAGAGUGAGAUCCACAGGAGAUGAAGCCGCGCCCCCACAGGCCUCCCAGCAGAGACACAGAGGCCUGAACCCUGACGACCCAGCAGCGUUUUUCUCCAGACCAGUGAAAGUCCGCAAAAACAGGCCACAUCCACUCACCACUACAGUUCGACACAGUGUGUUUAAAAGAGCCGGAAGGAAGAGGAGAGAGGAGGUGCGAGGAGCAGAGGAGGUGGCCGAGGAUGAGAACACAGCCACGGAGCUUCCAAUCGACCAGAGAGUGGCAGAGACUGUGGAGGAAGAGGAGUCAAUAACCACAGAGCAGAUCAAUGGCGUGUCAUCUCGAACAAACGACAACCAGGAUUAUUUGGAAGAUUCUGAGAAUAAAAUGACUAAAAGCAGAGAUUCCACAAACUACAAACAAACACAGGGUCAAGAGCAGACAGAGACUCGGCCACAAUCAAAGCCUACAUCUCCAGAGAGACUGGGUAGAAUGGAGAAUGAAAAAGCAGAUCAAAAGCACCAGCCGCAGGAUGUUGUGACGAAUGGAGCAGUUGUGGAGUCAUAG